Molecule: messenger RNA, 1599 nt
Organism: Striga asiatica
Lineage: Eukaryota; Viridiplantae; Streptophyta; Magnoliopsida; Lamiales; Orobanchaceae
Source: the annotation of a GenBank genome assembly
GGUACAUAAGAGUAGUUUUGAGUGGUUGGAUGCAGUGAAGCCUCCUCGAUUGGUGUCAAUAUGAUUAUACUCUGUGUCAUACCUUUUUAAUGUGGUCCAAUAUCUAGUACUGAGGAAGAAUUUAUGCUAUGAAAACUUUGGUUGCUUUUACUUUUUCCAUUCUUUUUUUAAUGUUGGAUUAUGAUAAAAAGUGGGGACUCUUCUUUUGUUGUUUUGGAUUCACAUUUGUCUGGGCAGUCUUAAACAUAACGAACUUUCAUUCCCUGAAUUAUGAAUCGUUAAUUAAAAAUUUCGGUUUCGCAAAAAAAGGAAACUGUCAACCGAACCAGGAUUGGUUUCAAACCAAUAUUUUUUUUUAUCGAUUGAAUCAGUUCAACUAUCUUCCUAUCUUUCUUAUUUUCCUCCUGCUCAUUUGUGUAUAAAGUAGGUGUUGGAUAGCAUUUAGUUGUUGCUUAGUUUGUUGAGGGGUUGUUUUUUUAACUUUUCCUGCUUAACAUCUGUUACUGCUUAUCCUCUGUUACUGACCUCAGAUGACAGUUGCUCGGGAGACAUUCUUAGUCUGUUGGCUAAGCCUUGUAAUAUUCUGUUUGAGUUUAACAUAUUUGCAUUAUAAACAAAAAAAAAAUAAAAAAAUCAGUUCAACUGUAGGUUAGUCGAACCAUAAAAAAUUGAGAAAGUAAAAACAAAAGAUCAAUGGAAAUAAUUAUUGAUUUCCAUUAGCAAUAACAUUUUGAUUUAUUGAUCCUCAAACUGCAACGCGGACAUGUGUGAUGUUUAGGGCGUUCUUGUUUACAAAUGGAUUCAUUCAAAAAAUGAAUUUUUUCAAUUAACUAGGGUUAAUUUUGAAAAAAGUUGAAUGGUUAGUUGUUAGUGAGAUUUGAAGCUUCGUUUAACAUAUGGCUUGUGAACCUCACAUUAAUAUUGUUUUGCUUGUGAUAGAUUAAAAUGUCUCAUGAUGUUGGUCAUCAUUGUCGUCUUACUAAUUGGCAUUUUGAAACUUUGUUGGAUGUUAGGGUGGUGUCAAACAAUGCCGACUAUAUGAAAGUAUCUAUAGUAACAACAUGCCACCAGAAAAUGCUUUUAGUACCCACCCCCAAAUGUUUUAAAGCACCGCUCAAUGUAUUUGUUGAUACAUGGAUAAAGUUGAACAAAGUAGUACGUGGGAGGAAAGAAGAAAAGAAUAAGAGCAUCCAUAAGCUAAUGGCAGUUGCAUACUCAGAUGGAUCCAUAAAAAUCUAUGAGCUGCUUCAGCAUCCAUAUUGUGGAACCCUCAAAGAAGUGAAGCCCAUCAGUUGAGCUUUGUUUUAGGCUUUGGUUCAAAUACUCCACCUCUGGACUCUCUUCAGAUCGCGUUGGGGAUUUUCGUAAAAAUAAGGACAUUCGACGCAGAGUUGAGGCUGAUUGAUGAAGUGAUUAAACGAGAGAAUGCAACAAGAUAUGGCUUUGCGGCCGGAAUUUUCACGAAGAACAUCAACACAGCCAACACGAUUGAGGGGACUGUUUGGGUCAACUGCUUCGACUUUUUUGAUGCGGGAAUCCCGUUUAGCGGUUACAAGAUGAGUGGUAUCGGGCGCGAAAAGGGAAUCUACGGCCUCAAAU